This is a messenger RNA of Stegastes partitus (bicolor damselfish), 3843 nucleotides long. RefSeq names its product kinesin-1 heavy chain-like. Bases 261 to 2981 code for a protein of 906 amino acids. Lineage: Eukaryota; Metazoa; Chordata; Actinopteri; Pomacentridae. Gene Ontology annotation, molecular function: ATP binding; microtubule binding; microtubule motor activity. The transcript has 26 exons. Gene Ontology annotation, biological process: microtubule-based movement. The record is from RefSeq and is a predicted model, not a curated record.
CUUCAGCUUUCUUCUCAUAGAUGCAUGAUUUUGUUGAAACUUCUGCCCCAUCCUGGUGGAAUUUUUAUUUAAAGAUAUAAAUUUAUAUCAGCUUCAAGUGUGCCUACGUUACGAUUUUAUUAGAGAUUAUUGUCCCAGUCAGCUGAAGGGCAGCUGGAGCAGUUCUGUUCGGGGCGCGGCCUCCUCCGGCUCUCUGCUUGCUUUGGUUCGUGUGGCUGUGAAGAGAGGACGGAGCUCUCCAUCCAUCCACAGCGGCAGACAUGGCGGACCCGGCGGAGUGUACCAUCAAAGUGGUGUGCCGUUUCAGGCCGCUGAACAGCGCGGAGGUGGCCCGAGGAGACCAGUACAUCCCCAAGUUCAAGGGCGAGGACUGUGUGGUGAUCGCGGAUAAACCGUACCACUUUGACCGUGUGUUCCAGUCCAACACAACUCAGGUGCAGUUCUACAACGCUGUGGCUCAGAAGAUUGUCAAAGAUGUGCUGGAUGGAUACAACGGGACAAUAUUUGCAUACGGGCAGACAUCAUCCGGCAAAACACACACAAUGGAGGGGAAACUUCAUGACCCAGACAUGAUGGGAAUCAUUCCAAGAAUUGUGCAAGACAUCUUCAACUACAUUUACUCCAUGGAUGAGAACCUGGAGUUUCACAUCAAAGUGUCAUAUUUUGAGAUCUAUUUGGACAAAAUCAAGGAUUUGUUGGAUGUGUCAAAGACCAACCUUUCUGUACAUGAGGAUAAAAACAGGGUGCCCUAUGUCAAGGGGUGUACCGAACGUUUUGUGUGCAGUCCUGACGAAGUCAUGGACGCCAUAGACGAGGGCAAAAACAACAGACACGUGGCCGUCACAAACAUGAACGAGCACAGCUCCAGGAGUCACAGCAUCUUCCUCAUCAACAUCAAGCAGGAAAACAGUCAGACUGAACAGAAACUCACCGGGAAGCUCUACCUCGUCGAUCUGGCUGGAAGUGAAAAAGUGGGUAAAACUGGAGCGGAGGGCACGGUGCUGGAUGAGGCCAAGAUGAUCAACAAGUCCUUGUCUUCACUGGGAAAUGUCAUCUCAGCUCUGGCAGAGGGCUCGACCUAUGUGCCGUACAGAGACAGUAAGAUGACCAGGAUCCUGCAGGACUCCCUGGGAGGAAACUGUAGGACCACCAUGGUGAUCUGCUGCUCACCUUCUGCUUUUAAUGACGCAGAGACCAGGUCCACACUGCUGUUUGGACAGAGUGUUAUGCCCAGCUCGUUGAAGAGCAUAACAAAGAAGGGAGGAGAGAAUGUGCCGGUGGAGGAGCAGUUUGACAAGGAGAAGGCCAAAGCAGAGGUCCAGGCCCUGGACACUGCUACGAGCAAUGAUAAGGCAGCAGCACCCAAACCGGCCCUCAACAUCCUGCCUGGAGUCCAACUCACUGGCGCAGAGACGGGGAAGUACGAGGAAGAGAUGGCCAAGCUCUACAAACAGAUGGACGACAAGGAUGAUGAGAUCAACCAGCAGUCUCAGCUGGUGGAGAAGCUGAAGGAGCAGAUGCUGGACCAGGAAGAGCUACUCGUCUCCUCUCGCCGAGACCAUGACACCCUGCAGACCGAGCUGAACCGGCUGCUGGCGGAGAACGAAGCCUCCAAGGAGGAGGUGAAGGAGGUGCUGCAGGCCCUGGAGGAGCUGGCCGUCAACUACGACCAGAAGAGUCAGGAAGUCGAGGACAAAGCACAGGAGUUCGAGGCUCUCAGCGAGGAGCUGAACGAGAAAUCGAGCUCCUUGGCCUCCAUCGACUCUGAGCUGCAGAAGCUGAAGGAGAUGACCAACCACCAGAAGAAGAGGGUCACCGAGAUGAUGUCGUCGCUACUCAAAGACCUGGCUGAGAUCGGCAUCGCUGUGGGAAGCAACGACAUUAAGGUCACCAGUUUUGUCUCUGACAUGAAGUCGGAGGUGAAGACGAUGGUGAAGCGCAGCAAACAGCUGGAGAGCACCCAGGCCGAGAGCUCUCACAAGCUGGAGGAGGCUGAGAGGGAGCUGACUGCCUGCCAGCUCCGCAUCUCCCAGCAUGAAGCUAAAAUCAAGUCCCUGACAGACUGCCUGCAGAACGUGGAGCACAAGAAAAGACAGCUGGAGGAGAAUGUGGACUCUCUGAAUGAAGAAAUAGUCCGGAUCAGAGCUCAAGAGAAAGUUAAUGCCAUGGAGAAAGAGACCGAGAUCCAGUCAGCCAACGAAGUCAAGGACGCUGUGGAGAAGCAGAUCCUGUUCCACAGAGAAACCCACCAGAAGCAGAUCAGCAGCCUGAGAGACGAGCUGGACAGCAAGGAGAAGCUCAUCACAGAGCUGCAGGAUCUGAACCAGAAGAUCAUCCUGGAACAGGAGACACUGAAAGUGGAGCUGGAGAAGCUCAAGGCGACUGACCAGGAGAAGAGCCGCCAGCUGCAGGAGCUCACGGUGAUGCAGGACAGACGGGAGCAGGCCAGACAGGACCUGAAGGGACUGGAGGAGACUGUGGCUCGGGAGCUGCAGACGCUCCACAACCUGAGGAGGCUCUUUGUCCAAGACUUGGCCACCAGGCUGAAAAAGAACGCUAACAUGGACUCAGAGGACACAGAGGGCAGCGCUGCACAGAAACAAAAGAUCAGCUUCCUGGAGAGCAACCUGGAGGAGCUCACCAGAGUCCACAAGCAGCUGGUACGAGACAACGCCGAUCUUCGCUGUGAGAUCCCUAAAAUGGAGAAGCGCCUGCGGGCCACAGCUGAGCGGGUCAAAGCCCUGGAGGCUGCCCUGAAGGAGGCCAAAGAGAACGCAGCCCGCGACCGCAAGCGCUACCAACAGGAGAUGGAGCGCAUUAAGGACACCGUCAAGCCCAAAAACAUGGGCAGGAGGGCCUCAGCUGUGAUAGCUAAACCCAUCAGACCAGGCCAGCUGCCGGGCGCUCCCAUAAACCUCAGCGUCAACAGGUCCAACCUCAUCCAGAACAACCAGCCUAAAGGAGGAGACAAUAGCAGCUGAGGACAUGAAGCCGAACGCCCAGACCAACGCACUGAACUGGAAUCAUUGCACCACUCCUCCAAUGUCAAAAUAUGUACAUACUGUAUAUAAGCCUAAGCUGUGCAGCUGCUCUGUUAAGCUUUAAGACUUUUAAGCUCUCCAGCAGUCAAAACUUACAUUCCUGGUGUUUUCUUGUCACAUGCACACAUGUCAGCAGGACAUUAGGCUGAACUGUGCCAACAUGAAUGUACAUAUGGAUGGAAAACAAGAUUUAAAACCGUCUUGUUUGUCUGAUCUUUAACAUUUCUCAGAGGAUUUCUUUGUAAACUGGUUGAUUGGUCAAAAUAUGACAUGAGUCAGAAAUACUACAAGAACACUUAUUGAUGCAGCAGUUGCAAAGAACACACUUUAUAUGAUAUAAUCAAGUAUUCAGUCAUAUUAAGAUGAUAAGGUGUAAUUGCUUUUGGAGGUUGCACAGGCGGGGCUGUGGUGCAGCAUCACAGACAUCCCUCAUCUGCAUUUUUGUUAUCACGUUCAGAGUAUUGUAAAGAUGCGUCUGUAACCACAUCUGGAUGGGUCAAAAAUGAUGCUGCAGUUGUUCCUUUAGGUGAGUAAGAACUGAGAGAGAUAUGCAGAAGUAAAACCUGCCUUAUUUUCCUGCGCGCUCUGCCUUAUUUUUGCUUGACUUUUUUUUUUUCUGUAUUUGAAAUUAUGCUAUCUACUGACUAUUUAAGACUUGAAGAGAACUCUCGUAUAUCAGGGCAAGACAGACAGCUGUAUUUGUCAUUCAAACUAAAGGCACUUUCAUUGUUUUGGUGAAAAAAAAGCCUGUUGGUCCUUAAAUUUUUAUUCUAGAUCUAAUAAAUUGAAACUUAAAAGGUCA